Molecule: messenger RNA, 627 nt
Organism: Xenopus laevis (African clawed frog)
Lineage: Eukaryota; Metazoa; Chordata; Amphibia; Anura; Pipidae
Gene: sia4.L
Product: homeobox protein siamois-like
Exons: 3
Coding region: 1-627 (208 amino acids)
Source: RefSeq, a predicted model, not a curated record
AUGACUUAUGAUGCUGAUCUUGAGGAAAUUAUCUACACAGCGCUAACCCUACAAGAUGACUACCCCAUGUUGGCUUCACCUCUGAGGGACCAAGACAUGAUCUACCCUAAUGUCUUUGGGAUGUUUCAUGAUCUUAAUCUGACUAUGGAAGCCCAAGAAAAACUGCAGGAAGGUUUAAUUGAACUUUAUUCUGUCUUGGGAAUCCCACAAGGGCCUCCUAUUAACAGAAGCCAGUGGAAAUUAGAAUCUGAAAAGGAGACACCAUCUUCUGGGAUCAGCACUAAGUAUCAGGCCAACAACCAAUCAUCCAAAGGCCGUAAAAGGCCAAUGUAUGAAGUGGAGCAGAGGGAAAGCAAGAAGCCCAGAAUCCAGGUGACUGAUCAUCUGCCUCCUGCCAACACCAGAUGUAGGAAAAGGACAAUUUAUUCCAAUGAACAAACCCUCUUCCUCCAGAAUCAAUUUGAUCUCAACCCAUAUCCAGACUUUGUGAGCAGAUGUCAUAUUGCCAAGAUAACUAGAAUCCCCGAGCCCAGGAUACAGGUUUGGUUCCAGAACAGAAGAGCAAGGCAUCUUCCAAGAGCAACAUCUUCCCAGAAACCAACUUUCACAGAAGAAAAUACUUCUUGA